UGCACAUGUUGCAAAUCACCGGGUUUUUAGGGUCAUCGACUAUUUCGACAGAAUAAAUAAUCUCAGCAUAGUAUCUGUAUUUAGAAAUAAUUGCCAAAUAAGUGCUUUCAUCCUAAAACAACAACUCUUCAUACUUCUGAAAUAAGCACUUUGCAGCUGUAAAACUAUGGCGAAUACAGAUGAUAAUAAACUCAUGCUUCGGCGUUUGAAUACUGAUGUUCAUAGCCCUUGUUAUCUUCUGCGUAUUCGUGAUGUUAAUCUGCUGCUAGAUUGUUGUAUGGAUUUGUCAAAUUUGUCAUACUUCCUGCCAAAGUAUCAACUUAUGAGUCCAGGUUGUUCCGACCUACCAGCUAUGUGGAGUGGCAAUGGAGAAGGCGGAAUGUUUACCAAAAUAGGCGAUAUGAACUAUAUUAGUACGGAUUUCAAAUUCUGCAUGUUAAAGUUAUCAGAGAUGUCUUCCAUAUUUUGGGAAACCAUUGACGUAAUUCUAGUUUCGAAUACACGAAGUAUCCUUGGUUUACCGUUUCUAUUUGAAAAUACGAAUUUUCGUGGGAAAGUUUUUGCAACUGAACCAGUUGUGAAAUUUGGAAAAAUAUUAAUAGAUGAUUUAUUAUGUGAACUUGAUCAGUUAUCCGAAUCUGAAGUCAACUCUGACCUCUCCAAGGUUAAAGUGGAUAAACUAAAUAAUCCAAUAGGCUAUUUACUUAACUCUGAUGAGUUUAAUUGGACAAAAUUCUACACUCGUGAAUCAGUUAUAAAAGCUUUGGAUAAUAUUCAUCUGGUCGCUUAUCAUGAACCUGUGGAUUUGUUUGGUCUAUUAACCAUCAAAGGCUUAAGUGCUGGAUAUGGAAUUGGCAGUUGUAAUUGGAUUAUUACAUCGAGCACGGAGAAAGUGGCUUAUAUCUCACACACAUCGUUGUUAUAUUCUCACGUCCUACCUUUCGAUGAUAGUACAUUUGAAGAUACUGAUGUCUUAAUCAUUGGCACUGUCAAUAUGUAUGCAAGUGAUCAAUUGGAAAAGACUGUGGAAGAAUUUUGUCAUAUCGUUGUGCAAACUUUAGCUCAUGGAGGUAAUGUCUUAGUGCCGUCAAAUCCAUCCGGUAUUAUCUUCGACUUGCUUGAAACAGCUAUUCAGGCCAAAGAUAAUUUUAAUGGUACAAUUCUACCAUUGUUCAUGCAUAAUCGUCCUUCAUCUGGAAAUAGUGCUGACCAUACCAAUACUACUGUCAGUAGCAGUACUACUACUACUACAUCUGUAGGAACUAUGAAUAGUCAUUCACUACAAAGAAUUUCUUCCGAUUCAACUACAUCGAUAGAAAUAGAUUUAACAUGCAAUCGUAGUUCAUCAAUACCGAUAACAACAACGACAACAAUAACACAGACAACAGUCAGCUCAUCAUCAUCAUCAGGUCUAGUAGCACGUUCUCCAAUAUUUUUCAUAUCUAAUCAAGUUCAUGUUAGUUUAGCAUAUUCUAAUGCUUAUGGUGAAUGGUUAAAUUCAGUGAAAGAAUCCGUUCUAUAUAAUGCUGAUGCACCAUUUAUUUUUCAAUCUCUACUACAAUGUGGUAAAUUAGUCGCUUUAAAAAGUUUAUACGAUUGUUCAUCCAGCAGGAAAUUGUUAUCGGAUUCAUCUACCGUCAAUAGAUAUUCAAGUCAUAUUUUAACAUCACCACUUUUGUUGGGUACCGGCAAUUCAACUUCCUCUUCAGGCGGGUAUUUUGAAGCGACUAGUGGUACAAACGCGUCUAAUCCAAUAUCUACUAGUUCGGACAACUUGGAUUCUGCUAUUUUUGUUUUAAAUAGUUCUUCAACUCCAAAUACUAGUAAUAAUAAUCCCAAUAUCAGCGGUGGUAUUUGGCCUAAUUCACCAUGUCUAAUAUUUGCCAGUCAUCCAAGUCUUCGAUUAGGACCAUCUGUACAUCUGACCCGUGUUUUAGCUUAUGGUGGUUUACGUUCAGGCGGUAGUAGUGGUCGUACAAGCAGUCCUUCACAUAAUUCAAUCAUUUUAAUAGAAUCCGGUGAUUAUGUACCCUCAUUUGAGUGGAAUUCAAAAUGCUUAUGUAAUCCUGAAGUACAUCUUCGGCGAAUAAUUUCACCAUUUCUUCAAUCUGACAAAAUACCCACUAAUCACAUUUCAUUCUCUCAGUCAAAUACGCCAUCCUUAUCUCUUAGUGAUACAGCGACUGUGUACUGGUUGCCCAUGGAAGCUCGUAUAGGUGCUCAACAAAUAGAUCAACUGGUAAAACGUUGUGGUGAACCACGACUAGCACUAAUACUUCCACAAGAAGUUUAUGAUAAGCCAUUCGAUUGGUCAAGUAUCACUACGAAACCGGAACAAUUUCUAACAAAACUGUAUGGUAUAUCAUAUCAUCAACAAUUAUGUAUUCAAUUACCCGAAACACGUUUAGAACAAAUUCAUUUAUCCACAAAAUUAAUUCGUCAUAUUAAACCUAUUUAUAUUAAAUUAAAACAAUCUAAUGAUGGCAUAGAAUUAACUGAUCCAUCAAAAGAGAAAAAUAAUAAAGAGAAUAACAAUGAAAAAAAAAAAGAAUUGAAAUCAUUACAAACGAAUCAAUUGAAUGAUAAUAAUAAUGAAGUAAUUGAAAAGAAACGAAAAUGUAUUGCAUUAGUCAAUGGAAUGUUAGCUACUAGAGAUGGUAAACACUGGUUGAUUGGUAAACAUGAGAAGCUAGAACCAGAUAUAAUUCAACCUGUUGAAGAUGCCAUUAUGCGACCUAUGACUCCUCCAACUACAACGAACACUUCCACACUCGCCACAACAACAGCAAGCUCGUUAAACAACGCUAGUGAUCAAUCUAAAGAUUCCAUAUUAAAAUCCAAUAUGUUAGGUUCUGAAAAUCGUAUAUUAGUUAGUUGUUGCGAUGAGUCAAGCAGAAUAAACCCACAUGAGUUGAUACGAAAGUUAACAGAACGUGGUGUUACUGGUGCUUAUCUUGCUGAUCCAAGCACUGCACGUCAAGUGUAUUCGCGAUUUUCUGUAUAUAAUACCAAUAAACAAUCAGGUUCCAUACAAAACGAAGAUGUAAUUUUAUUUCCAAAUCCAAAUACAUUGAUUUGUUUGCAUGAUCAUGGUAGUCAUAUUAUCUGUAUGGAUGAAAGUACACGUACUGCAAUCAGAGAUACAAUAUUAUUAUUUGUACAUCAUUUGGAUAUUAAUUCAGUUGUUUAA
Molecule: messenger RNA, 3190 nt
Organism: Schistosoma rodhaini
Lineage: Eukaryota; Metazoa; Platyhelminthes; Trematoda; Strigeidida; Schistosomatidae
Source: the annotation of a GenBank genome assembly